Messenger RNA from Theobroma umbraticum, 2258 nucleotides. Lineage: Eukaryota; Viridiplantae; Streptophyta; Magnoliopsida; Malvales; Malvaceae. The record is from RefSeq and is a predicted model, not a curated record.
GCAGAACCCAAAGUUCCCAAAUUAAGAUGUCUAAAGCUUUCUUGCUUCUGUUUCUCCUUGGAGUGGUGGUUCUUAUGAUCACCACUCCUUCUCUAGCUAAUCAACCCCAUGAUAAUGAGCCUUACAAGGGUAAUGGAGGCAAGCCUUUCCCUGGUCAAAAGCCACCAACACACCCUGGUGAGAAAGGUAAGGGAAAGAAGCCACCAGUACAUGGGGAAAAACCUCCUCACAGACACCUCCUGAGUGAGGAUGUUGAGGACACACACAAACCUCCAAAAACCCCAGGCGGUAAACCACCCAAGGCUAAGGGAGAGAAGCCUCCACAUGAAAAUGAACUCCCCCAUGGUAAACCACCCAAGAAGCCAUUCCCUGGUGACAAACCGCCUAAGGGUAAGGGCAAGGAGCCACCCCAUGACCACAAACCUCCUCACAGACGCCUCUUAGGAGAGAAUGCUGAGGACUCCCACGAGCCACCAAGAUUUUCCGGGGGUAAACCACCCAAGGGCAAGGGAGAGACGCCUCCACAUGGACAUGAAUUGCCAAACGGUAAAGAACCCAAGAAGCCAUUCCCAGGUGACAAACCGCCUACAGGUGAGGGAAAGGAGCCACCCCAUGACCACAAACCUCCUCACAGACGCCUCCUAGGUGAGGAUGUUGAGGACUCCGACAAGCCACCCAGAUUUUCAGGUGGUAAACCACCCAAGGGCAAGGGAGAGAAGCCUCCACAUGGACAUGAAUUGCCAAAUGGUAAAGAACCCAAGAAGCCAUUCCCAGGUGACAAACCGCCUAAGGGUGAGGGAAAGGAGCCACCCCAUGACCACAAACCUCCUCACAGACGCCUCCUAGGUGAGGACGUUGAGGACUCGCACAAGCCACCAAUAUUUUCCGGUGGUAAACCACCCAAGGGUAAGGGGGAGACGCCUCCACUUGAGCACAAACCACCCCAAGAACGUCACCCAGGACAGGGAACUGAGGCCUCGCGCAAGCCACCGAUCAAUAAGUUGAAGCCAAAAGUGCCACCCUAUAAACCACCCCACAAGCCUCCACACGGCAACUAUUGUUCACGUUCUUCGCCACAAAAACAAGCUACAGAUUUUCCAAUAACAAUGUCUAAAGCUUACUUGCUUCUGUUUUUACUUGGAGUGAUAGUGAUGGCUCUUCUCACCACUCCAUCCCCAUCUCUUGCUUAUAAUGGGCCUCCCGAGGAAGACGAGCCAUUUCCAGAGCGCAAACCACCAAUUCUCCCUGGUUAUGUACCACCAAAAUUUAUCCCUGGUGCUGAACCACUGCCACCUAAGAAAGAGGAGCCACCAAUACGCCCAGGUGAUAAUAAGCCAGUACCCCAACGACACCUUUCGGAAGACGGCGGCGUUGAGGAAUUGCACAGCUCACCCUGCAAGCCACUUGACAAACCACCAAAGGGCAAGGGAAAGAAGCCACCGCAUGAUGGUCAUCACCCAGCGGGACACCUUCUGGCAGAGCAAGUACUUGAGAACAAAGAAGUGCUCCAGCCACCACGCAAGUUGCGUCCACCAGUGCCUCCACAAGAGCCACCUCAGGAGCCUCCACGUGGGCCACCCCACGUGCCUCCGCGUGAACCACCCCACCAGCCUCCUGACCAACCGCCCGUUGGGCCUCCACAUGAUGAACCACCACACCAGCCGCCACCAAAGCCACCAGUUUAUGAACCUAAGCCACCAAAGAAAGAGAAGCCAGAACCCAAACCACCAGUUUAUGAGCCUCCAAAGAAGCCUCCGGUGUAUGAGCCACCAAAGAAACCACCAGUAUAUGAACCUAAGCCACCAAAACCACCAGUGUAUGAACCUCCCAAGAAAGAGAAGCCAGAGCCCAAGCCACCGGUUUACGAACCUCCAAAGAAGCCACCAGUGUAUGAACCUCCUAAGAAACCUCCGGUGUAUGAGCCACCUUAUGGUCACUAUCCAGGACACCCUCCAAUGGGGAAGCCAUCAAACUAGCCCCCAUCACCAGGCCAUCCCAACAACAUGAGCUACUAUGGCCAUAUAGAUAGAUUAGUAACUACAAAUAAUGGCUGCUGCCAACUUGUGUUAUAUUUUCUUGCAUGUCAUAUAAUGUUUUCAUCAUAAGUCCUGUUUGAUGAGAGAUCAGAUGCGAGCGAUCAAGAAAGCUCAUGUCACUACUCCUUGAAAUGUCUAUUCUCUUCUUAUUGCUUAAUGAGCAAUUGAGCAUAUCCAAAUUCAUCUUAAGUGCAAAUCCGGAGGGCAGUAGUAUUAAUCGCA